GAACGGAGCAGCUUUCGUCCUUGGGAACUGCCAUCGGGCGUCGAGACGCAAGCAGCAUGAGCUGGUUCAAGAACAAGAUGAGGGCCGCCGCCUCCAUGGUCGCGCAGGCCGCGGAGGCCGUCGCGCCAUCGUUAAAUCUCACCAUGGCGCUCUACAAGACGCCGGUCGAGGAGUUUCACCAUCGGUGGCAGAUCAUUUCGCUCUUCCUCGAGGCGGUCAUAGCGGAAGACCUGCCGGAAGCGCAGCAGAAGAAGCAGCUCACUGACUCAAACACGCGCGAAAACCUUGCCAAGCUGGUCAAACUGCUGUACGCCGAGGAAGAUGCGCUCGAUCGCCAGGUGCACGACCGCGAUACGCCCAUUGACCAGCGCCCGUGCAUGGAGUACCUCCUCGAGCACAAUGUGAUUCAGCAGCUCUGCGCCAAGGCAGCCGACGAUUCGCCAAGCGGCCUCAUGGUGCUCGUCAUUAUCUUCCUCACCGACCUCCUCCGCGAGUCCAAGAUCAACUACCCGAUCUUGCCAACGCGUGGUGUCUAUCGCUCCGUGUGCGAGCUCAUCCAAGGCGCGAUGGUCCGCGAAGUCGAAGACGAGAUGGUCGAGAAGUGCUUGCUCCACUGCCUCCACGCGCUCUGGGUCAAGCUCAAGGGCGACCCGGUCCAGACCGAGUUCUUCUUUAUGCGCAUCUACAAGACGACGACACCCAACGCCGAGCUCGCGCUCUCGCCGACGCGCAUCUCGGAGCUCGUGCUCUUCACCGGUCUCCUCCCGCACAUGUACCGCGCCGGCAAGCUCGGGCUCAAGUGCCGCGAAGGCCUCGCGAUCGCGGCGGGCCUCCAGGAGCCAGGCCUCGCGCGCUUCAUUCUCAAGAUGACGCCGUUCUGCAACUACGCGGUCACGGGGAUCAUCGGCGCCUUUGACGCGCUGCCCAAGACGCUCGGCGUCAAGCACGAAAAGACUUUCCGGUCCAUGGACCUCGACAUGAUCCAGCAGGAGCUCGAUGUCCUCGCGGGCCGCCUCCGCUUCUGCUCGACCUUGGCCAUGGUCGGAACGUUCGAGAUCCUCGACGAAGAGCGGCCCGCGACGCCGCCCAAGGGGCUCCCGGCCUCGGUCCCUAUCACGCGCGUCCGGUCCAUCACGAGUGAGAUCCUUGUGCAGUUCCACGAUCGGUUCUUGGCCGGGCCGUUUCUCGAUGCACUCCUCGAACCGUCCGAAGCAGCGUCGCGCACGGCGCUCGUGUACGCCCGGUCGAUCUUGGACAUGCUGGGCGGGUCGCCCGCCUCGAACCCGCUCCUCCAAGUCUACAUUUCCUUUCUGCUGAGCCACAUGCACGCCAAGGCGGCGCCGACGCCAAUGCCGGUCGUCUCUGCGUCGCACGAGCUAGUGCCGCCGCCACCGAUACUCACGGUCGCGCCAUCCGCCAAGCCGCAACGGCUGCUACAAGAGCUUGUCUACCGGCUCAACUCGCUCUCGGUGCCGUUGAGCGUGGCGACCAUGGAUCUCUUUGCCACGCUUCUCUCGCUGCGCACGACGGUCGUGGAGGACGCGCUCUUGCCGCCGCCGCGUGCGCACACGACACCGGUGCACAUCGUAUGGUUUGCAUCCCGCUUUCCGCACGCGUCGGUGGCCGCCAUCACGGCCAACGCCGCGCUCUGGGCGGCUGUCAAGCAGCACGACUUUGCCGCCCUUCAGAGCUUUGUUACCGACGUCCCGACGUUGGCGGACGGCGAGCUCCUCUCGCUCCUCUCGUACAUUGCCGUCGCCGAGCAGUCGGCGUGCUCGGAAAAGUCCAAGACCGAUACGAGUGACACGGAAGACGAGGACGAGGAUUUCGACGACGACGAUAACGAGAUCGCCGACCGCGUGACGCGCCGUGGGUCCUGGGCGCUCUGUGUGCCGUCCGUGUCGCAGGUGCCGACGCGUGUGCCGUCAUCGCCAUCGCUCGCGACGCUCUUCGAGUCGGUGCUCUUUGGGCGCCUCGAGCGCUGGCUCGACAAUAGUUUGACCGAGAACAUUGCGCUCUCGGGCUUGAUCACGUUGCUCGCGUCCCUCCGACCGCACCUCGUCUUUGACUGGGACCAAGACCUCGAGAAGGGCAAGUCGGUGCGGAGCAUUCUCGAGGACGUCCACCUCGACGCAUGCGCGCGCAUCCAGAGGAUACCGCAAGGCUGGCAGAUGGUCACGGACGUGCAAGCACAGCUCUUGGCCAACGCCAACGUCGACGAAGCCAACAGCGUGCUUGUCGCGUUUGUCGUGCUUGAGGAAGUCUUGAAGGAGCUCGUCGCGCUCCUCGUGGCCCAGGACACGGUCAAGACGCUGCCGCUCAAGCCGGAAGGCUAUUACAUGGAAGCCAAGAAAUCCCCCAAGCGUUGCUCUCUCUCCAAGGUCGAUGUGCGUGGCGACGAGGCCACUUCACUCGACGCGGCCAAGUCUGUAGACGACGAAGAAGACAUGGACAAGCUAUUGGACUCGGCCGCAGAACAGCUGGCGUCCAUCAUGUCGGGGCCGCUCAAGGCGGACGACACCCGACCUCUGGCCAGCGCGGAGUGAUCGAUUGGAGUUGCGUUUUAAUAGAAGAAAAGGCAACGGCUGCGUUAAAACGAACGCUGAAGGUUGGCGCGGU
Saprolegnia parasitica CBS 223.65 is the source of this 2619-nucleotide messenger RNA. RefSeq lists its product as hypothetical. Lineage: Eukaryota; Oomycota; Saprolegniomycetes; Saprolegniales; Saprolegniaceae. The transcript has 2 exons. The record is from RefSeq and is a predicted model, not a curated record. Bases 57 to 2546 code for a protein of 829 amino acids.